UUGAAAGUAUAAGCCUGUCCAUGCUGUGGCUUGGGCAGUUUUUACUUAAGCUCUGUUUUUUGAUAACCCCAUUGAGCUUUGUGUUCCUCUGAAAACUUCACCUAACAGCGUUUCUUUCCAUGACCCCUUGUAGCUACUCUUUACUUCAACAAACUGGUACUUUUAACCUUUUCCCCAUAAAUUGAUUUAUUUUCUUUAAUUACUACUUUUCUAACUCCUGCAGUUACUUUGUGGCUUGUCUUAGCAUUUGCUUUGCUUUUGGUCGAUAUUCCUCUGUUAAUGAGAACCCCAGAUCUGAAUUCAGUAUUGUCCUUUAUGUCCCAUCAGCCUAAAUUUACAAUAAUCUUGCUGAACAUUAAUUUCCACUUGUACUAUCUUUUAUUUGUCCAAAUUCCUGCCUGACUAAUUCUCAGAGGUGCCUCAUUGUUCUUCUGCCUUCUGCAUUGUCUGCUUUAGUUUGCAAAGUUCACCUACAUUUAACAAACACAAACGUUGCAUUAAUUAAAAUGUUGAUUAGCGACCUAUCAGUGAUCUACUGGUAUGGAAUUUCCCUCUCUUAAUUCAAUAAUUUGUUUACUUGUUUGGUCCCUUAAUUUUCCUUGUAGCCCCAUUCCCAUCCAAUAGUUCUUUAAUGAAUUCUGCAGUGUUAAUGAUUUUCUGGCAUAGCCUUUACACAAAAUAAAACAAAUAGUGGUAGUGAGCUGCUUUAUGUUUUAAGCUUGUACCAAGGCAUUUCAAAACACUACUGCUGGUCAACAUUAGAAUUAAUAGUUGAAAGAAUCUGUGGCCAAAUCAUGAAACUACGUAUAAGAUGGAAGAUUUCAGGCCAUCAUUUGUUUAAAGAAAAUAGGUUAAAAUAGAAUUCUCAAAUGAUGGGGAAUGGGAUGAUGUGAGGUUAUGAAAGAGAAACUUUAAAUGGGGCUAGAAGAUGGUUUGUUCCAGCAAACUGCCAACAUUCUCAUUUAAAUACAUAAUGUGGGCUUUAUGAGAACUUGUUAUGCAUAUUUUAGAGCUACCAAGGUGUUGCUGUAAAAAUGGCUGUGUCGGGAUAAAUUAUGCAACGGGUCUUCCGAGGGUGUAAAUGAGCACUAACAUCCUUUUCUCUCGAUGGGGAUGCUCUACCCAGCGUUUCUGUGUGACCCACCGUCUUUGUUCACCCACUACAGCUGUGUGCGAAGCGCUUUUCCCAGAAGGUGUGCUCGCCGUUCUGUUCUGCGGGGGACGUGGCUGAAGUUUUCCCGUUCGGCAGAGACCAGAAAGAACAUCUCAGCUCCCUGCGGGGAAGUGCCGGCUGGCGGCGGCUCUCGACAUAACCGGCCUUUGUGUCCAGGUCGGGGGGAAAUCCCUCCUGCCGCAGCCCGGGCAGCCUCCCAGCCGCCUGGGCCCCGCGCCGAGGGGCAGCUCCGGGCUCGGCCAGGGCUCCCGGGCACGGCCGGGCCGGCAGCCGAGGGAUCGCCGGCAGCGAUGCGGCUCCGCCGGGCGCAGCCAGGUGCCCCCCGCGGGCGGGACCCCCCGAGAAGUGCCCCCGCCGCCCGGCUGCUGCCGCUGCUGCUCCUGGUGGGCGCCGGGUCCGGGGCGCAGGCGACGAGUGUCAACAAACAUAGCCUGAGUUCCAACAGUUCUUUGUGGGAGCUGGAUUAUGAAGGACUGUUGCACAGUAAGAAAACCUUUCCUGGGACCAGCCCAUUCAGGAGCAGCUCUCUCCUGAGUCACCAGGCAAGAAGAAGUUGGCUGAGUCAGAACAUGGGCCAGAAACCACAAGAAAAGCAGCUGUCCUGUGACAUGCUCCUUAAACUUUCCAGAUAUAUUUUAAUGGAUACCUUUGGACCUAGCUUGGCCUGGAAUCUCUUCCGGUUUUAUAACUGUGAUCAAGAAAUCAACCUGCCCAAAAUUCAUAUCAGUCCUCUCAAGGUGGCCCAGCACAAGGUGAAACCGUUCUUGCUACACAGGGUGCUUCAGCUUCUCAGGGAUAUGGGAGUCUUGUCUGAAGCUCAGCAGUCCAAGGCCAACUCUCUGCUCAAGAAACAAAUGCUUAAACCAAGGAAGACACCGUUAGAGCCCGAAGGUGAACAAAGUGGUAGGUAUAUAAGGAAGAGAUGUAGCUUUGGUAUCUCAAAUGCUUUCUGGUGCUGGCUAUGUGACUUUGGGGGCUGCUCUCCGUGCUGCUGGGUGAGGGGAGGACAUCACUGGGUGCAGUCUGGUACAUGGUGGUCCUGUGCCAUACCGGGAGCUGGCGUGCAGUGUUCAGGCUGAGCUGGAGCCAGCUUGGAACGCUCAGGCCUAAGCAGGAGGUCUGUGACAAGGCAGGUAGGAAGCGGUCUCUGCCUGCAGCAGAUGCUAGACAAAGGCUGGUACAGUGUGCAGAGGGCAGUCAUCGCAGACAGGCUGUGAGACAGUCUGUGAGAGUUAAUACAGGCGCUAAAAGCUGCGUUGUGGUAACGUGGUGCUCAGCUCGGUGGGGCUGCCAGGCCCACGGCGGCCCCUGAGUGCAGCUCUAAUACCAGCAUUAGCAGCGUGUUGCUCAGUGAUCCCCAGGGGCCCGGCCAGGCCAGCAACUCCAGCUCCCACCAGACGCUGAUGCGUUCCCCUCCGUGCUGCGAGCUGGGGCUUCCCUGGGGAAAUACUGCUGCGCUGUACUGAGAGCGUAAAAUGAAUUUACAAAAAAAAAGAAAAAGUGGAGAAUUGCAGGAUUUGCGGCUGGGAAUAGGAGGGGAAAAAAAUUAGUAUGUGUUAAUUGUCAUGAUGCAGGAGCUAAUGACCCGCGUCCCCCGCUCCCAGGAUGCGCGGGCAGGUCUGGCUGGGGUGGGCAGCGGCUGUGCAAGGGCGCCCCCGUUCGGCCGCCCGCGGCGCCGCAGGGGCAGGACCGCUCCACUGCUCGCUGCCAGUGUCCCCGUGUCCCCGUUGCCGACGCAGGAGCGGUGCCCGCGGCGGGGGUGGGGUGCGGAGAUGGGGGGUUUGGGGCCGCCUGGCCUGCGCUGGCGCUGCUGCGGGCCCCGCGCAGCCAGACUGAUCCCGGGAUGCCUCCGGUUCCCCGCUCCGUGGGAAUGGGGUGUUGCUCAGGGGAUGCUGACUCGGCUUCUCCUUCCUUUCUCGCUGUAGUAAGAAGGAAACAGGAUACCGCCCAGAGAGGGAGUGUGCCCGGGAAAAAAACACUUAGAGAGGAGGAACCAUCCUCUCUGCAUUCGUGUGCGAGAUGCGUAUCUCUGGGAAGAGGUGUUGGUGCUCUGGGAGUGGGUUCACCCGCAGCUGACUCAUGUAGAGCAGCUUUGUUUUCUGCCGUUGCCUUAAAAUGAAGUCUCACCAGUCACUGAUAUUUGUUACCAAAUGUUACGGUCAUGUCUGUAGGUAAAGCGUUAAAGUCAUUGCGACAUGCUGAGGCAUGGUCAAGGUUGCCACAUACCUGGUAGCCCAUUACAGAAAAUGACCCAUUUUUGUUUGUUAGAAAGGUGAACUUAAGUUUAUAGCUAAUAAUAACACUGGAAGGAGGGUUUGGGUUGGUUAUUUUUGCAGAGAAGAGUUACAUCAGCCAUAUGUUGGAGGCAGUGAGCGUUAGUCAUGAUUUCCCACUUGCAGGUGUGAGGAUGUUUGGGAAUGUGCUUGCGCUGAGGAUGUGUUCUGUAACCAAGCGCUGUGGUGUGAGCUUCAAAGCCAGUGCUGCUGCAAAACAAAAAUCAUCUCGAAAAAUGAAAUUUGGAAAAGAGUGAAAGGAAAGCAGUUUAGCUCCUGAGCACCAAGCUACAGGAGCUUCUGUGAUUUCCUUAACAAGAGACAGGAAUCUUUAGAAAAGCAGGAUGAUCUGCCCAGUCUCAUUUACUCUGAAUUUUUCUUCCUCAGGCCGUUAAAAUAGAAGGGAAAUAGCACUGAAAUCAUUCAUCUGAAAGUAGUUCUUUCAGAAAAAACAUCAGACCUGUGUAUUUUUGUGGAUUUGGAGGCUACAGAGGGAAAAUGCUUUUGAAAGAUUUAAACAGUGUUUCUACCUUAAAAAGAUUGGGUUCUUGUUCAGGAGCAGUCCCAUUUAGACCAGAGUGACUUUGGCUUUGCUGAUUGUUUCACAAGGCCGGCACAAAGUUCAGCAUGAAUCAAAGCUUGUGCUACAUUUAUUUCUGCUACUACUGUGUUAGAUUAAUCAUUGUUGCCUUUUAUUUAGAUUGCAAGUCUGUGAAAUCUUUUGCACAGAAUAAGUGUUUUAAAUAAAGAAGUAUGAGAUUUCUAGGGCCCCCACAGGUGUAAAAUUAAGGUUCAAGUCCUCUUCUACCUGAAAUUUUGCACUUCUAGAACUGUUGAAUUCAGAGAAUUGUUAGCGUAUUUUAAGACAAAAUAUUCCUAUUGGUCUUGUCUUGCCUGAAACUUCCACCAGUAGAUAAAUCUUUCUCCAAAAAAAUUUGAGCACAGCCUCCUGUACCUCUGAUAACACCUCUGCUUUCCCAUGACCUGCAUUCGUAUAUGUCAUAUUCAGAUAAGGAGGCACAACUCUGACUAAUGCCGCUUUUUUGGAAGGAAAAUGACAAAAACUAUUUGAGACAGGAAUAGAAGUGCCAGCACUAAAUGAUAGAUGAGCAGCCGGUAGCAAAGGUGGCAGCUCUAACAUUUCACUGUAUUUAUGGAGUAUUGAAAUGAGGGAGUGUUAUCUGGAUUUGUUUCUCUUUGGGGCGGAUGCUUAUUUUCAGAUUCAGUUCUCUGAGUCCCAGGACAGGGUGUAAGAAAGUGGAUGGGUUGUGUUAAGCACAAGUGAGUGUUACUCCAGCUCCAGAGCUGUUGUGUGGAGCGCUGGGCAUGGCUGUACCCCUCGCCCACCCCCCCAUUUCCAGGCUGUUCCCAUAUUUUGUCUGACAGCACUUGCUCCUUAUUAACAUGACUAUAGCCUCUUUGUGCCCUCUGUCAGAAGAAAUCCUGCACCAGAAUAAAUUUUAGAGGUGACAGAUUGUAACGGUUUGACCAGAUGAUGGCACACAAAUGUCUCUGAGAUCAGCAGCACCUGUGGGUUUGCAUCUCUUAUGCUUUGGCCCUGGGCAGAAGCAACGGUUGGCACGGUUGCCUAUCAGCUUCUGGCUUGUCCUCUCUGGGUGUUGGGCUCUGGAGUGGAGAUGGGGGUGUAUGUGUAGACUCUGGGAGGCAGAAGGCAGUGGCCACAGUAACCUCUUCCCUGUCAUUGCGUGUCCCCAGGAAAGCUGAGUUAUGCUAUAUUUUAGAGUCUAUUAAAAAAUGUCAUAUUCUGAUUCAUGGAAAACAAACCAGUGCCAGUACUUCCACAGGCACUGCCAUGUCCACUAGGACUGGAGUCCAGACAGGAACCUGUCAAAGCCAGGAAUGCGGUCCCAGGCCAUGGGGAUAAAAGCAUGAGGGUUUUCUUCAGGCUGUGUCUUGUCAGAGCACCUUCUAUGGCCUCUCUGUGUCUUCUCAGAGCACCUUGUAAGGCUUUUCCUCUCUUCCACCACAGGCUGGCUGCAGGUUGUUUUGGUCAGGUGAUGGGACGUGAGGUGGCAGAUACCUCUCUGCUCACCCACUGUCAGGGGAACUUUUGCAGCCACUGGGUUACAGCAUUCUCUGUACGUCUGCCAGAUGUAGGACAACAAAGGGCAGAAGACCCCGUGGGAAGGUGCCAGAGGGGCCAGCUGCCUCCCAAGAAGGGCCAAGCCAUGCCAAGCCCCGGUAACCACAUGGGAGUCUGGGGGCUGGCGUACCUCAGCCCCCUGCCCUUCUUGGGGAGGCAGCUGGCCCCCAGUCGCACACUUUGCAUCGGGCUUUUGAGCCCAGCCGGCUGCUCCGGGGAUCUGCACGGACCCCCAGGGCCCUCCCCGGGAUGAAAGUCGCCCUGCUCCCCAUGACCCCGGGGAGGCCGGCGGGGAGUCCGCAGCCCCCAGGGGUUUGGAGCCAGGGAAGACCUUUGCGUGCGGGCAGCGGGGCUCUGCCCGGCCCCGAGCAUCUGGGCUCCGGUCGCAGAUACACGUCCAGGCUGGAGGGAUCGUCCCCGGCUGGGAGGAGCCAGCAGCUCCGCUGCUGUAAACAGUGCGGGCACCGCCAGCGGUUGGGAGAUGGAUAUAAAUAGGGAGGCGGAGGGGAGGCAGCCGGAGCGGAGGAGCGGGAGCUGCCUGCGCCUGCCUGCCCCUUGUCUGCCGCCUGCAGCCGCGGUGCCAAGCAGCCCGGAUCGGGAGCUCCCGAGAGGCGGCGUACAAAGUUUGUGGCUCGGCGCUGCCGGGGAUAGGUAAG
Molecule: messenger RNA, 6207 nt
Organism: Columba livia (rock pigeon)
Lineage: Eukaryota; Metazoa; Chordata; Aves; Columbiformes; Columbidae
Exons: 4
Coding region: 1108-2253 (381 amino acids)
Source: RefSeq, a predicted model, not a curated record